Symbiodinium sp. CCMP2592 is the source of this 339-nucleotide messenger RNA. The record is from the annotation of a GenBank genome assembly. Lineage: Eukaryota; Dinophyceae; Suessiales; Symbiodiniaceae.
AUGGGCGUUUGCAGCGGCCAACCGGUGGAGCACCGAAGGUCGACUCGCCCUCACGAGGAGCAUUUCCCCAUGUGGGUGAUGAAGGUCAGCCACGUCCUGCGCAUGACAGGCUCGCCUUUGAGCUACCAGGAGCUGCAGGCCGCUGGGUACGGAAAGCUUGCCGAGCUCGGGGCAGGGGACGUUUGUCGUGUCGUGACCGCCGGGGGUGGCGCGAAAAACUCAAAGUGGCGCCAAAUCCGGCAACGACUCAUUGGCGUGCAGGUGCAGAGCGCCGAUUGGACCGAGGCGGCCUGUGGAAGCGCGCUGCUUGCCCUUAGAGGCUCCGGCUUGCUCGGCUGA